Messenger RNA from Pungitius pungitius (ninespine stickleback), 2177 nucleotides. RefSeq lists its product as uncharacterized. The record is from RefSeq and is a predicted model, not a curated record. Lineage: Eukaryota; Metazoa; Chordata; Actinopteri; Perciformes; Gasterosteidae. The transcript is spliced from 7 exons. Bases 170 to 1159 code for a protein of 329 amino acids.
UCCACUUCCGGAAAGAUAGUUUUCUUCAGUAAGCACUUUGAUCGUAUCAGAUGUUGUUCCAUCUGAGGAGGACCGCGGUGUUUUGCUAAACGUGACAAUUGUUUUACCAUCAAUUGGUGAUAGUAAGCUUUUAAAUUAUUGAAGUUGGUCAUUUUUAACAGGCAAAAAUAUGCAAAACUACGUAGAGACAAUCGGGCACUUCGCAGAGACGCACGCGACCAUUCUCACUGCUACUUUUAUUACAGGGGCAGGCAUACUGGCCUUGCGCAAGUGGCUGGCUGGGGGAGUGUGUUGGAGCAAGGUCAGACUGGACGGGAAAACAGUGCUGAUCACAGGAGCCAACACUGGCAUUGGGAAGGAGACGGCCCUGGAUAUGGCCAAGCGAGGAGCAAGAGUGAUCCUGGCCUGCAGAGACAUGACCAGAGCCCGCAUGGCAGCCGACGAGAUCCGACAGCAGAGUGGAAACGGCAACGUGGUGGUGAAGAAGCUGGACCUCGCCUCGCUGCAGUCUGUCAGAGACCUGGCCAAAGAUGUCCAGGCGAAUGAGGAUCGUUUGGACAUCCUCAUCAACAAUGCAGGUAUUAUGAUGUGUCCUAAGUGGAAGACGGAGGAUGGCUUUGAAAUGCAGUUUGGUGUCAACCACUUGGGACAUUUUCUCCUCACCAACUGCCUUCUUGACCUGAUGAAGAAGUCCACUCCAAGUCGCAUUGUCAUCGUCUCCAGCCUGGCGCACGAGAAAGGCAGCAUACACUUUGAUGACAUCAACCUUGAUAAAGACUACAGUCGCCAUGACAGCUACAGGCAAAGCAAGCUGGCCAAUGUGCUCUUCUGCAGAGAACUGGCUUCCAGACUGAAGGACACCGGUGUGACGGUGUACAGUCUCCACCCUGGUGUCAUCCGCACCGAGUUAGGCCGCCACUUGUUCCCUACUUUAGCUCUGUGGCAGAGGAUGAUACUCAAGCCUUUCCUCAUGCUGAUCAAAAGUCCCUCUGCCGGAGCCCAGACCAGCAUCUACUGUGCCGUGGACGAGAGCCAGGCAAACUGCAGUGGCCUCUACUACAGUGACUGUGCGCCCAAAAAGCCGGCACCACAGGCCCUGGAUGAUGCCGCAGCCAAGAAGCUGUGGGACCUCAGUGCUUCCAUGGUCGGCCUAGCUUAAAGACAACAGCCUGCUCCUUCUGCUAAGCUAUGUUGUUAUCUAAUAAGAAGGGGCAUUGCAUUAUUAAUGAAUAACCCCUUUUGGGUCUGAAAGAUUUGCCACCAAAUUUUGCACUAUUUAAUCUCAAACUCCAUUCAGUUGGGUGAAUAUUUAAACCUGAACCUAUUGCUUCAUCUUUAUAUUAUGCAAAUCAUGCAUUAUUUUCUUUUAGCUUUUUGUAUACCUGUCGUAUGCUGCUGUGUCUUGAUCAAAAUAAGGUAAUGCUUGCUUUUAAAUAGACCAGCUUGGAAGAUUGUUCAAUUCCUUCCUCCUUCUUGCAUAUCAUGUGAGCAAGACACUGAACCCCAACUUCUCCUGAAGAGCAGGCCAGCACCUUGCAUGGCAGUUCCACUAUCAGCAGUGUGUAGAUGGGUGGCCAAUGUUAAAUUGCUUUGUCCACAAUAGAGGCGAUAUAUAAAUGAGCAUUUGAUUUUUGAACAUUUUAAUUUCAUUCAUUUGGAAUACUAAAAUGUCAACUUUCCCAAAGGAAUUUUAAGACUUCAAACUAUAGUACAGUAUAGUAUAGUACUUUUUAUCAUCAAAUGUAUUGCAUCAUUAAAAAAAUCCUGUUAUGCAGUAUUACAUUUUCCCUGAGAACUACAAGGAAAGCUAGAUGGCAGCCUAUUUGCGUACAGUUUGAACCGUUAGAGAGUUGAAUCAUUGAAGUGUUACAUUAAGGCUCGGAGGAAAAAAAAUUGUUGUCCUUGAGAAGGUUGAGAGGGAGUGGACACCUCAGGGGACAGCAGGUAGGAAGCAGCCAGUUGAUCCAGAAGAAUAGUCAGCUCACUGAGUGACCUGCUGUGUGCGUGUGUGUGAGUGUGUGCGUUUGUGCGCUGUUUGUUGUAUCAAAGUUAGUUGCUUUCAUCCUCUUCAAUUGAGAAUUGAAAUGUUAGCAUUUGUUAUCCAAAUAAACUCAAAAGCAUACAAGUGGGAACCAGGUGUGAUACCUUUUUGCAAUAAAUGUCUGAUUAAGAAUGUA